CGAUCUACAAGCAAAAGUUGACCUGAUAAUCGCCCAACAUCAGCGCGAUCUGGAGGCUGCCAACUGGAAACUGCAGGAGAAAACUAAAGAGAUUUCAACCAUCAGGUUGCUAAGAUGAGAGGUAGCGUUCGCUUGUUGGCCAAAAGAUACAACUCUUCAUCUUCAGUAUGUCCGGCUGCUGUGGAAGCAACUACAGCUCAGGUUAAGGUGGACUCCGAACCCCGACCCUAUGCCGAAGUGCCGGGUCCAAAACCUAUUCCAGUCCUUGGCAAUACGUGGCGGCUGUUACCUCUAAUAGGUCAAUACCAAAUCUCAGACCUGGCCAAGGUAUCCAAGAUCCUUUACAAUGAGUACGGCAAAAUAGUGAAGCUUUCAGGCUUGGUUGGCAGGCCUGAUUUACUGUUCGUCUACGAUGCUGCCGAAAUCGAGAUGAUGUACCGCACUGAGACCGAUGCUCCACACAGGCCCUCCAUGCCCUGUCUAGUCAAGUACAAGAGUGAAGUACGCAAGGACUUUUUCGGAAGACUGCCUGGCGUGGUUGGUGUGCACGGAGAACCUUGGAGAGAGUUUAGAACCAAAGUACAAAGACCUAUUUUAAGACCUGCCGCUGUAGUACAAUACAUCCAACCCAUUGAAGAGGUCACCAAUCAAUUCCUUGACAGGAUGCUUCAAAUACGAGAUGAUCGAGACGAACUACCAAACGAUUUCGAUAAUGAUAUUCACAAAUGGGCUCUAGAAUGUAUUGGGAGAAUAGCUCUUGACGUCCGUUUGGGAUGUCUGGAUCCAAAUUUGGCCGACGAUUCAGAGCCUAUGAAGAUAAUCAAUGGAGCCAAAUUUGCAUUGAGGAACAUCGCUCUGCUAGAACUGAAAUUCCCGUUCUGGAGAUAUGUGCCAACUCCGCUGUGGGGGCGAUACGUCAAAAACAUGGACUAUUUCAUUGAAAUAUGUAUGAAACACAUAGACACAGCCCAGGAUCGUCUACAGAAAAAAUUGGACGCUGGAACUCCAGAGAGCGAAUUUUCUGUGGUGGAGAGAAUACUGCUGAGCGAUCCUGAUCCAAAACUAGCCUACGUUUUAGCAUUGGAUUUGAUAUUGGUUGGAAUUGACACGAUAUCAAUGGCAGUUUGCUCCGUGUUAUACCAACUUGCAACAAGGACUGAAGAACAAGAAAAAAUGUACAAAGAACUGAAAAAAGUUCUGCCAACCAAAGAUACUCCUCUCACAAAUAAUCUGCUGGAAAAUAUGCCUUAUACUAGGUCGUUUAUCAAGGAAGUACUAAGAAUGUAUUCCACUGUGAUUGGCAACGGCAGAACUCUAUUGGAGGAUAAAGUAAUCUGCGGAUACAAUAUACCAAAGGGGGUCCAACUAGUGUUUCCUACUAUAGUAACCGGCAACAUGCCGGAAUACGUGAGAGAUCCGGAUCAUUUCUACCCAGAACGCUGGCUGAAAGAACACAAGGCAGAUUACUACAGACAUCCCUUCGCUUCUCUACCCUAUGGGUUCGGAGUCCGCAUGUGCCUUGGAAGGCGAUUCGCCGACCUCGAAAUGCAGAUACUUCUUGCUAAGCUGGUACGGUCUUACAAGCUUGAAUACCACCAUGAACCCUUGGAAUACAAAGUGACGUUCAUGUACGCUCCAGAGGGUCCGCUCAAAUUCAAGAUGACCCCAAGAGAUGACUAACAAUCACCAUGAAUCAAAAUUAACCAAAUAUUUAUAUCCGUUGUUCUAGUAAUUCACAAAAUGAGAGUAAGGACUGGUUUCCAGGUCGCUUAUCAAAUCAAAUGAACCAUUAAACAUAUAGAUUUGAUGAUCCAUUAGAUUUUUUAAGUGCCCUAGAAACUGGGUCUGGAACUAUUCUUUACUCGGUUGAUAUAACUUCUGAUCUAAAUGUCCAAAAUGUAUUUUCAUAGAGAAAAGGCAUUUCCAAUGGUUAACGAGUGAAAAAUAAAAUCUAUAUUAUCAAGAUAAUAUAUAUUAUGAUAAAGACAAAUCAAACAUAAAUAAUAAGUUAUUGUUGUUAUUAAGAUGUUUAUAAUCUGUUGUAUACUAUGCUAAUUAAAAUUUUAAUGAGUGA
Messenger RNA from Nilaparvata lugens (brown planthopper), 2074 nucleotides. RefSeq names its product probable cytochrome P450 301a1, mitochondrial. Lineage: Eukaryota; Metazoa; Arthropoda; Insecta; Hemiptera; Delphacidae. The record is from RefSeq and is a predicted model, not a curated record. Gene Ontology annotation, molecular function: oxidoreductase activity, acting on paired donors, with incorporation or reduction of molecular oxygen; iron ion binding; monooxygenase activity.